AGAGUUUUGGAUCUACGAGCCAUCUGCUGUGGACCCGAACCUCUCGGACCCGAACCUGGAGUUUCGAUCACUUUAUCUCUCUCUUCCCCUGAUUUCGUUAAUUCUUGGAUUCAGAAAAAACCCUAACUUGUUCUUAGAAAUUGAGGUCGGAGAAGCAAAUUUCCAGUUGUUUUACGGCCAAACGUUAUACAAGUGUAAGUUCACAUCUCUCUUUCCCAUUGUUGAAACCCUAUCUUUUUUUUCUUUAAAUUCCCCAAUUGGUGGAGCCUGUCGGUAGGAUUAAAGUCUGGAACGUUCUCCUGUGUGGUUGAAUUCUAGGUUAUGGUAAUGUUCAUUUUAACCAGAGCUUCGAUUUGGGGUGAAAUUGUAUUGCAGCAGUUUUGAUCUCAAGAAAAUCUUGAGCAUUCGGAUUUCGGAGCAUCUUAGUUGGAAGUAGCUCAUGAAUUCUCGGGGGAAAAAGAUAUUUAUAAUAAUUUAUCGGAGCUGAAUCUAUGCCUGGAAACGAAUAUGGAGAGAGGAUCCACAAUUUCUUUGGACAGGAGGGCCUAUCCCAAGACAGCCAUCAGCCUCAGGCAGGAGAUGGAAGCUGGUCCGGUUUUAGAAAUGGUCUAGUCAGCAACCAGAGGCAGAUUGACCCAUCACUUAUUGCCAAUCUGAAGACGUAUAGCACUCAACAAUCCGUUGAUCCUGAGAGAGGACAAUCUUCAAAUUCACAGCAUGGUUUAAAUUUUGCCCAGCAGCCAAUGAGGUCCGAUUACUCCAGAAGUGUAUUGCGAGAACACCAGCAAUCCACAACUGGUUACAUGCAUGGAAACCUUAUGUUGCAGGCAUCUCCAAAUGAGGGAAGUUUUGUGGGAGUGGAUGUAGAAUCUAGUAGGGAUAGGUUAUCAGGGAGUGGAUUCACUCUAGACCGUCAUAAAACUCCUAUGAGGUUUGAUAUGGGAGAAUCUCCGGUUAACUAUGAUUUCUUUGGUGGUCAACAACAAUUAAACAAUCAGCUCCCUGGCAUGAUCCAACCUUUUCCAAGGCAGCAGAUGACAUUCAAUGAUAUGCAACUACUAAAGCAACACGCUAUGGCUAAGCAAAUGCAUGAAUAUCAAAUUCAACAACAACUUCAAAAGCAACAGCUAGAAGCCAGGCAGCUCAAUUCUUUGCAUUCAAACGCAGUCAAUGGAAGUCUCUCAAGUGAUAACCAAUCACAUCCUUCGAUUAGUGGUGUCCCUCUACAGGAUGCGUCUAAUAAUUGGUUGCAACCAGAUCUUAUGACAGGAAAUACAAACUGGAUGCAUCGCGGCAUCUCGCCAAUUGUUCAAAGUUCAUCCAGUGGGCUCGUGAUUACCCCUGAGCAUGGACAUGCAAACUUAAUGGCACAACAAUUUGAAACUUCCUUGUACGGUAUGCCUGUUGGUGGGACAGAUGCUCCUCAAAAUGCCUUUUCUUCCUUUCAGAUGAAAAUGUUAGCUGCACAGCAUGGUUCUGCAAACAUGAGUUCCUCUCUCACUAAUCAGCCAACAUCAUUUCUGAAUCAAAGUGACAGUCAUAUGCUCCCUAGAUCCACAUACCAGGAGAAUCUGUACUCCCAUAUAUCAGUUCCAGGUUCAAAUGAUAGGCCUAAUUUUGAAAGUUUUCAGCAAGAUAAUUCUGGUCAGCAGAAUAUUUCAGGGCAGGAAGAAUUUGGUCAGAUGGAUGGUUCUGGUCUAUCUGAAAAAUCAUUUAUGAAAGUGCCUGAAAAUAUAAAUACAUUGCAGAAGUCGACAACAUUAGAUCCAACAGAGGAAAAGAUUUUGUUUGGUUCGGAUGACAAUUUGUGGGAGGCAUUUGGAAACAGUACUGAUAUGAGCUUGACAGGAAAUCUUAUGUCCAGUAGUUCUGACCUUUUUGAUGCAUGCCCCUCUUUGCAAAGUGGGAGUUGGAGUGCUCUUAUGCAAUCUGCUGUAGCAGAAACAGCCAGUGAUGACGCAGGUGUACAUGAAUGGGGUAGUAAACAGCAAUCUGUAUGGGCUAACAACAUUAAUGCCCCACAUCCAGAUUCUCGUAUUGGUAAUAGGGCCCAGGUUUCUGGUGGCCAUACUGAUUCAACCCGUUCAACUGUUCAACAUUUGCAAGACAAAGGAAAUAUUGUUUCAGAUCAUGGCCUGUUGGAGAAGCCAAUGACUCCGCAGAGUCAAAUGGCUGGAAAUAUGUUUCAAUCUUUAAGUUCUGGUAUUGAUGUGCAGAAUAAUUCGUGUUCUAUUGGAAAGAAUGAGGACAUUGAUGAUAGACUUGGUAACUGGAGGGGUGCUUCCAAUCCAAACUCAGCUGCUCUGAUGGAACGGAAGAAUCAUUUUACUCAAAAUCUACAAAUGCAAAGGGCAAGCUAUGGUGCAGGAGAUGAUUCUAGAGCUUCGAGGGAUAUCCAGCAAAAUAUCCAACAUCAUUUGGAUAAUAACUCUGUGGAGAAAGCUAUUCAUCAACUGAAUUCUGGGGACAGCAGUCAGAUUCUUGAGUCAUAUGCGAGUAAUAACGUUAGUAAAGUCAUGACUGAAUCAAAUGAAAUGGGGAACUCAGGAAAGGAAAAUUCAAGUGACAGUUUUCGAUCAAAAUUCUCACCAGAGUCUCUUACUCAAGUGAAUGCCCGUGAUUUGUCUGUGUUGCCUGGUGGGAAAGAAACACAAUCACCUUCAAGAUCUGAUGGUUUAAUUAGGGAUGGAUUGAAUCACAAAGAUUCAGCGAAUUGCAUGCUGCAGUUUGGCCCAACUAUUUCUCAGAGUUUCUUCAACAAGAAUCAUGCAGUCUCGGCUGGAUCAGAUCAUCAACAAAUCAGUCCUCAAAUAGCUCCAUCCAGGUUUAGUCAAUAUGAGGCUUUUAAGAACGGACUGGUGCAACCCGUGAAUGAUACAGGGAGAUUCACUCUCUUGAAGAUAGGAGAACGAUAUUCUAACCUUGGGAAUUCUGAUGAUGGUUUACAUUCUGUUCAAUCGUCAAAGCAAUUAAAUACUGCGGAUCCUGGUUACAUUGUUCAUAUGCAGCAAAUAUCAGGCUCCACACCAGGAGUGGAGACUCUCUCAUCUGCCUCAUUGCCUUGUGGUGCUACUGACCAACUUCUAAAGGUUUAUAAACCAAAGAAGCGCAAAAACGUCACAUCAGAACUUUUAUCUUGGAGUAAAGAAGUUAUGCAACGUCCCCAGAGGCUUAAGACUCUCGGUGAGGCCGAGGUUGAUUGGGCCAGAGCAACUAAUCGAUUUGCUGAAAAAGUGGAAUUUGCGACUUUACUUGAGGAUGGCCCACCAAUCAGAUCAAAGAGAAGGCUUAUAUAUACAACACAACUCAUGCAACAACUGUUUCGUCCCCUUCCUGGUAGGGUGAAAUCUUUAGUUACUAGCUAUGAGUUUGUGGCAUAUUCUGCUGCUAGAGCUGCGCUAGGAGAUGCAUGUAGCUCCACUUCUACUGACAGGAUUGAGGGCUUUUUGCUUCAGAACAAUUUAAACCCGUUGUCUGAGAGAACGGAAACUGAAAAAAUGAGUGACCAAUACAUCUCCAAAGCAGCUGAAGAUUUCAUUAGUAGAACAAAGAAACUAGAGACUGACUUUGCAGGACUAGAAAAAGGAACUACAAUUACAGACUUGAGAGUCGAAGUCCAGGAUCUAGAGAGGUUUGCAGUGAUCAAUCGUUUUGCAAGUUUCCACCAAUCGUCCUCAUCUAUGGACCGGUCCGUGAGUUCACUUAGGUUAAACCCACAGAGAUAUGUUACCGUAGCUCCAGUGCCUCGGCAUAUUCCAGAUAGGGUACAAUGUCUCUCUUUCUAACUAUUGAUAGAUCCAUAUAAUUAACUUUUUGGCCAAUCCUCCCGAAAAUGUUUGUGUUUAUGGGUGGGUAAGAGUUAGUUGGUCGGACUUCUGAGAACAGUGAAGGCCUCCAUCGUCAGAAGGCCGGAGAUUUCGUAGUAGACAUGUAGCAUUACUGUAUGCUUAAUCACGAAUAUUGGAUGUCAAAUCCAUUUGUAUACUUAGUAAAGAAUUUGCCCCAUAACAGAAAUUCCACAAGGUAACAACUCCAGUGAAUCUAAUUUUGUUUUUACUCAGCGAAGAUUCUGAAGAACUCUCUCUAUCAAGUCGUUGAGUGCUGUUUAGAAUCAGUCAUUGAAACUUAACUUCCUUUGCUUCAGAGUAUUACAAGGUCUCUAAUUUAAU
Molecule: messenger RNA, 4169 nt
Organism: Arabidopsis thaliana (thale cress)
Lineage: Eukaryota; Viridiplantae; Streptophyta; Magnoliopsida; Brassicales; Brassicaceae
Product: dentin sialophosphoprotein-like protein
Exons: 8
Coding region: 492-3785 (1097 amino acids)
Source: RefSeq, marked reviewed